AUGAGUGGGACGCAGAUUUGGGGCACCCAGUUUCGCCGGGUACCCGUUUGCGCCUUGACAGCUUCAGCUCCCGCAGCUCGGCGGUUCACAGCGGCAUGUCAACGAAGCCAGAAUGCGCCCUCGUCCUCGAGAAAGACAGACGAAAAUGACACACAAGACAAGCCCAGAGAAGAGGAUGAGGAAGGACAGAGAGCAAUGUCUCGCCGACUGGAGAAGAUGACCGAGGAUGCGAUACUGGAGGGCGGCCGGGCUGCGCGCCGCAACAUUGAGCACGCUGGAUUCUCGGAGGAUCUGAAGAGGCAACUCGAAGAGAGGGUUAAGGCAGCUUCUUUUAAAAGCGAGCAUGCUGCUGCUCAUUCUAUACUAGAUAUGCCGGCUAGCGCAGGCCAAGGAACUCGAGAAACAGCUACUGCGCAAGCAUGGACAGGAACAGAGACCCUUCACGACUCCGCUCUACGCAUGCUGGAUGACGCCAGCAAGCCAAUCCGCACGCCAUACAAGAUACCCCAACCCGUUGACCUCAAACCCGCUCCGAAGCCCAAACGCUCGCCCGGGGAACGUCUCGCCGACGCCAAGGACCGUACAUCUACAUACGCGCUCAGCAAGGCCCCUGGGUUCUCAGAAGAAGAACGAGAGGCAAUGCGCCGAGAAAUGAGAGAGCAGUUAACGCCUGGUGCCCACUCCAUGCCGAUGUCCAUACAAGGACUGUCCUCCCUUGCAAACGAACGAAUUGAAGAUGCUAUUGCCCGUGGCCAGUUCCGCAGCAUCAAGCGUGGGAAGGGCGUCAAUACGGAGACAGACCAUAACGCUAACUCGGCUUUUAUCGAUACGACGGAAUAUUUCAUGAACAAGAUCAUCCAGAAGCAAGAGAUUGUCCCACCAUGGAUUGAAAAGCAACAGGAGCUUGCGAUGGAGAUCAGCCGAUUCAGACAGCGCCUCCGUGCGGAUUGGAGGCGCCAUGCGGCGAGAAUCAUCGCGAGUCAGGGCGGAUCCCUAGACGCACAAAUGAAGCGCGCAAAAGGUCAUGCUGCUGCUGAGGCACGUCUCUCAGGGAAGAAAAAGCUUGAAGCGUCGCUCAGCAAGGCCAGCAACGAGGCCGUUGGUUCUGAACUAGACUCCGAUAGCCGAAUAGUCUCGAAGAUCCGAGCACCAGAACUCGCAGUCGAAUCUGAGGAAGGCAAGAACCCACCGGACGAUAUCCCGCAUCUUCCUCCUCUACGAGAUCAAACAUAUCUUAAUAACGAACGCUCAUACCACGAACUUGCCGUAAAGCAUCUGAACGCCAUCGCCCGCUCCUAUAAUUUACAAGCACCUCGUUCCGCGCAGAAGCCAUAUAUAAACCUGGACCGGGAAUUGAAUGCCUGCUUCAUCGAAGUCGCGCCCCAGCUGGCCGACGAGAUUCGACGACGAGCAACUGAGCGAGCACGUGGUCCUAUGACUACUGGUGGAUCCUCGGCGGGCGUGUUUGGGUCUCUUGGAACAGCGCAGAACGUUCGAGUUUACGAGGAAGAUAAAGAGAAGGCAUAUGGAUUGAAAGAGAUGUGGCGAGAUUUAUUCUCUAAGGACAAGUAG
Molecule: messenger RNA, 1572 nt
Organism: Penicillium argentinense
Lineage: Eukaryota; Fungi; Ascomycota; Eurotiomycetes; Eurotiales; Aspergillaceae
Exons: 2
Coding region: 1-1572 (523 amino acids)
Source: RefSeq, a predicted model, not a curated record